AUGGAGGACAAGGAGGAACCCAGUUCACACCUUACACAAGACAAGGAUGCACUCAGUAAUGAGGACAGUGAAGGAAACCAUGAACCUGAGCGCUCUGAAGGAACUAACGUCAUUAAUGUGGAGGCAGGGGAGUUGAAUAUAAUCGAGUCCUUGUGCCCCAAAUGCUUUGAAAAUGGCACGACACGUCUCAUGAUCACUGACAUUCCACAUUUUAAAGAGAUUAUUGUCAGUAGCUUUGAGUGCUUGCACUGUGGGGAAGUUAAUAACGAGGUCACAUUUGGUGGAGUGUUUCAGCCUAAAAAAAUUCGCUACGAAUUAUUUGUGAAGAAUAAAAAAGAUAUGGAUCGCCAAGUCGUAAAGUCUGAAUAUGCGUCAAUCGUCAUCCCGGAGCUAAGGCUCGAGAUUCCACCUGAAUCCCAGAAGGGGAUGCUCAACACGGUAGAAGGUAUUUUGGAGCAUACCCAAUCUGGCCUUCAGCUUCAGCAGGCAGCCCGAAAAAACGAAACCCCCGAGCUGUACAAUCAGAUUGAGGAUUUUUGUCAGAAACUUGAGGUGUACCGUCUAGGAGAUACUCCCUUCACGAUGAUUGUGGAUGAUCCUUCGGGGAACAGUUAUGUGGAGGGGCGCUACGAUAAGAAUUUUCAGACGAGGGACCCGCAGCUGGAAAUAUACGAGAGUGAGCGGACGGAUAUCGACCGGCAGCUGCUAGGGCUUUCGAUCGAUUACAACACUCAACGAACGAAGGAGGAGGAGGAAGAGGUCGAUACGGGGCAUCUCGACGAUAUCAGCUGCCUGCCCUCCCAAUGCCCAGCCUGCAAUCGCAUGGGUGAUAUCAAGAUGCACGUAUGCGAUAUUCCUUACUUCAAAGAGACCAUCAUUAUGGCCUUCAAAUGUGACUAUUGUGGAUACAAAAACAAUGAAGUAAAAUCGGGCGGCCCAAUUUCUGAGCAAGGGUUACGUUUGAUUUUGCGCGUAGAGAAUGAAGCGGAUUUGAAGCGUGAUAUUCUAAAGUCCGAGACGGCGACGCUCACCAUCCCAGAGGUGGAGCUGGAGCUCGCCCCGGGCACCCUGGGCGGGUUUUUCUCCACCGUGGAGGGGACUCUUGUGAUGGUUCGUAAUCAGCUCAACAGCCUACCGCAGGCCGCCUUCGCCAAGGGGGAUUCGGCCACGAAGGAGUCUAAAACGAUGCUUGAGUUUAUAAAGGAGUUAGAUGAAUUGAUAAAUGUCAAGCGAACGUUUACCAUGAUCUUUGAUGAUCCACUCGCGAAUAUUUACAUUCAAAACCCAAGGGCACAUUUGCCCUCACCGGAGAAUGAAGACCCGCAGCUGAUACGCGAGAAAUACGUCCGCAGCUAUGAGCAGGACGAUGAACUAGGGCUACACGACAUCAACACCGGGGCAUAG
Messenger RNA from Phytomonas sp. Hart1, 1404 nucleotides. The record is from the annotation of a GenBank genome assembly. NCBI's taxonomy places the organism in Eukaryota, Euglenozoa, Kinetoplastea, Trypanosomatida, Trypanosomatidae.